CAGUGUGUGCCAACGGUGCCGCGUAGUGGACAGCGGUCUGCACGGAGACGGGUUUUCGGUAAACUUCGACUUAAAUUGUCCACAAACGAAAGAUGCCGAGCUCGAGCGAAACUGUCCGGAACAUCCGGCUGUAGCUUCUCAACAUAAACAGCAAUGGCGGAGGCAGCAGCAGCGUCAACGGCGGCUUCAGCAGUAACAGGCGGUUGGACAAAACACGUAACCUGCAGAUAUUUCAUGCACGGUCUGUGCAAAGAAGGGGAGAACUGUCGAUAUUCCCAUGACCUGACCAGCAGUAAACCUGCCAGCAUGAUUUGCAAAUUCUUUCAGAAGGGAAACUGCGCGUUUGGGGACCGUUGCAGAUUUGAACACUCUAAACCAGUAAAGAACGAGGAACUGCCAGCCUCCCAGACGCUGCCGCUCGCCUCCGUCUCGCUGCCCAGUCCAGCAGAUCCUGAACCCAGUGGGCCGACGCCUGGACCAGUGGUGCCUGACUGGGUCAAUGCUGCAGAGUUUGUUCCAGGACAGCCCUACUGUGGACGUGCUGAGCCAGUGACUGUGGAGAGCACAGUCCCUCUCAUUGAGGAGUUUGACCGUGAUCCUGCUCUGGACAACGAAGAUUUGAGGAAGCAGCUCUGUCCAUACGCUGCUGUUGGAGAGUGUCGCUAUGGAAUCAACUGUGCUUAUCUCCAUGGCGAUGUAUGUGACAUGUGUGGCCUCCAGGUGCUCCACCCCACUGACAACACUCAGCGCUCAGAGCAUACCAAGGCAUGCAUUGAAGCCCAUGAGAAAGACAUGGAGAUAUCAUUUGCCAUCCAGCGUAGCAAGGACAUGAUGUGCGGCGUGUGUAUGGAGGUGGUGUUUGAGAAGGUCAACCUUAGCGAGCGCCGUUUUGGCAUCCUCUCCAACUGCAACCACUGCUACUGUCUGAAGUGCAUUCGCAAGUGGAGGAGUGCCAAGCAGUUUGAGAGCAAAAUCAUCAAGUCUUGUCCAGAGUGUCGAAUCACAUCCAAUUUUGUCAUCCCAAGCGAGUACUGGGUGGAAGAUAAGGACGACAAGCAGAAACUCAUCCAGAAAUACAAAGACGGCAUGGGAAGUAAACCAUGCCGAUACUUUGAUGAGGGUCGCGGAACGUGCCCCUUUGGCUCAAACUGCUUCUACAAGCACGCCUUUCCUGAUGGACGGCUGGAGGAAGCUCAGCCUCAGCGAAGACAGACUGGAUCCAACAGCAGGAACCGGAACUCGAGGCGAACACCGCUGUGGGACAUCCUCGACGAGCGGGAAAGCACCGACUCCUUCGACAACGAGGACGAGGAGAUGGUAACGUUCGAGCUGAGCGACAUGCUCCUCAUGCUUCUCGCCGCGGGAACCGACGACGAGGUGACGGAUUCAGAGGACGAGUGGGACUUGUUUCACGAGGAGCUGGACGAUUUCUAUGAGAUUUACCUAUAGCAGCCCCAACCACCGACGCCCUACAUCCACCCUUUGCCCCUCACCCCCCCGUAUAUACUAGACACUAGAAUGGACUGUCUUGUGCGAGUGAUGGACAGUAGCUUUCCCUCCACCCCUGUAUUGUGGCAGUGCCUUUAAGCAGGCCAUUAAUAAUGAACUUCUAAAAUAUUUAAAACACAAAAAAAAGGAAAAACCAACAAGUCAGUGCACUCGUGCUAAACAUUUUCUAGACAUUUAUUCUUGUGAGUCUUUCUCGUGUGGUCCAUGUUAAAAGGAAAUGAUAAAAGAACUCGGUAUAAAAUUUAACAAAGAUUAUAACUUUCUUCAAAUAAUAAAAAUUGUCAAGUUUAUUUGUGGGUGAGGGUUUGACUUCUUAUCUAGCCAGGUGUUUGUACAUAAUCCUGAGACUUUACAGAUGCACUCGAGCUUACUCGGCACCAUUUACUGUAAUCGUGAGGCCGUGUUGUAAGAUUUUAUAGAUGGUUUUUGAAGAUCGGAACUUUUUGUUUAUGAACGCUGACGACGGCAAAUAUAUUGUGCUGAUGGUUAAUAAAUUGACCGUAACGACCGACAUCUUCCACUGCGACAUAUUUGCUACAGUUCACGCCAUUAAAGCAUUUUAUACCUCAACAAUAAACUGUAGAAAAUCCGACGAUGAACUAAAGUGCCCUGAUGCAGGAUGGGCGUCUUUGUUACUGUCAGGCUUCACUUAUUGAACAGCUCCAAAAACUCAAAGAAAACAAAGGAGUUUGUGUUGUAUGGAACAAAUUAGGUCCACAUUGUGACUGAUGGCAGCUGAACAAAGGUUUGGGCGUCGGGCGUUCUUCGGGAAACCCUCCUCCUGAGUCUCCAUGUAACCUGUUUCUCACCUGAGACUUUGAGCUCAAAUCUCUCUGACACAUCAAUGUGAUCGCCCAAUGUGAUUCUCACUGUUACAGCAGUACUACUGAACAAAAUGCAAGCCCCAGUUAUGUGUCUAAGCCACUAGUGGACAGAGUUCGUGAGCUGCUCAGUAAGUGAAGCAUCUGCUAACCCCGUGCACGCAACGACGCAGUCUGUGGGUGUUCACCUGUAUUUGGACAUAAGGAGAAUAUUUGCCCCGUACAUGUGCAAACUGCAGUAUCAGUCAAAUAAAUGAUGUAAGCACGGACACUUUUGAAAACUACCACCCUCUAACCCCAACUCCGGGGACUUGAGGUACCACAGAGCAAGCCCUCCCCAGAACCAGCUCGAAAGUCACUGCUUGAGCUCAAACGGACUUCAGUAAGCCUUGAUGCUGAGACGCUGACCCACACACUCCUGACAGCUGGUGCUGACUUGUUGAAUGCCACUGGAAUGCAUAUGUUUAUACUGAAAUGAGUGUUUUCAAUGUUCCACAGCCAUCCAUCUUAACUUGACAUUAAAGUUUAAAAAGCUC
Molecule: messenger RNA, 2866 nt
Organism: Oreochromis niloticus (Nile tilapia)
Lineage: Eukaryota; Metazoa; Chordata; Actinopteri; Cichliformes; Cichlidae
Gene: mkrn1
Product: makorin, ring finger protein, 1
Exons: 8
Coding region: 154-1449 (431 amino acids)
Biological process (GO): protein polyubiquitination
Molecular function (GO): metal ion binding; ubiquitin protein ligase activity
Source: RefSeq, a predicted model, not a curated record